Molecule: messenger RNA, 714 nt
Organism: Drosophila innubila
Lineage: Eukaryota; Metazoa; Arthropoda; Insecta; Diptera; Drosophilidae
Exons: 1
Coding region: 5-598 (197 amino acids)
Source: RefSeq, a predicted model, not a curated record
AACAAUGUUUAACAAUCAAAAUAAAGAAGUAAAAACAAAAUUCCAAAAUGAACGCAACAGCUUUUCAGCCAAGCCGCAUUUUUCCAAGUCCACACUCCCAGCAACUUGUCCUGUCAGAUCCAACAGGAUCACAUUGCCACGUUAUCUGAACCAAUCCAAUGCAAAGCUUUCAGAACCAAAGACAACUUUGCAGGUAGCUAAAUCCGAGCCGAAGCAGCAGCUUAUCAAAUCGCCAGUUACUAUAAGGAGUACGCCCAAAUUAAAGGCCAAGUCGGUUGAUAUUUGUUCAACAGCAAGAGUUCGUUCUGGAGCUGCUACUCUUAAUCGAAUCUCUCGUCCUUUUGUGACUUCGUGUCGUAUCUUUCGCCCCUCCUCGUCCAAAAUCUUUGACUAUCAUUUGUCCCGGGAGGAGCAAAACUACUUCGACCAUUGUCCCAAACCCAUGAAGUCUGUGCCAGUUGAUGAGCUACAAUUGCUUCGCAGUGGACAGCGUGCCACCUAUUUGGAGACCCGUUACGAGCGAACUCCGGAUGAUAAGUACAAUUAUCCGGAGGCAACCAGCUGGCGUUACGGUUGGUUCCAUCGUAAGAGUACAUGAAUUUGAGCUUGGAAUAACCAAAGCAUAUACUUGAGUUCAUUAAUCUGUUUUAGAUCAUUUUUAAUGUAAUUGAUAACUUGGUAUUUAAUUAAAGUUCCUUUACUAUCGCCAAAUAA